This is a messenger RNA of Eruca vesicaria subsp. sativa (arugula), 1461 nucleotides long. The record is from the annotation of a GenBank genome assembly. NCBI's taxonomy places the organism in Eukaryota, Viridiplantae, Streptophyta, Magnoliopsida, Brassicales, Brassicaceae.
AUGGAUCAGUUACGUGGCUACAAAUCAAACUGUAGAUUCUCACUUGGGAGACCCAAGUUUGGAUCUAUCAAGUUUAAAAUUCCAAACUCAUCAUCACAACCUUUCAUUUCUGAACAAAGAAAAGAGAUGGAAGAAGAAGGUCCAGCUGAAGAAGAAGAAGCUAAGAGUAUUAGUUUCAGGGAAGAUGAGGGUGAUGACGAUGGGGCUAAGAGUAUUAAUCUAGAAGGAGAAGAAGAGAAGAAGCAUAUAUGUAGUGAAUGUGGUAAACGUUUCAAGUCAGGUAAGGCGUUGGGUGGUCAUAAAAGGAUCCAUGUGCUGGAAGCUCGGAAAUUCUCAAUGGUGAGACCGAAGAUGGUGGUGUCUGGUGGUGAGGUUGGUAGAUCUGAGACUUCAGAGAGAGAUGAUUUCGAAGUUGAUUGUUGUGUUUGUCAUAAGAAGUUUACAUCCAUGAAGGCUUUGUAUGGACACAUGAGGUUUCAUCCAGACAGAGGAUGGAAAGGUGUUUUGCCUCCUCAUCAUCAUCAUCCACUUGGUGAUGAUCAUGAUGGUGAGUUUAUAAGCUCUGAUUAUGAUGAUGAUGAUGAUGAUUAUGAGGAGGAGGAGGAUGAGAACUUGGAGUUAUGGGAUAAUCAUUGGGAACUGGGAAACGUGGUUGACCUUAAGGACUCGAUCAAAGAAGGAUGGGCGGCGACAGGGAAGAGAGGAAGGAGAAGUGCUUUGAAGGAUCCUCCACCUUCAGAAGAAGAAGAUAAUAUUGAUGCUAAGGAUCUAUUGUUCUUAGCUACUACAGCUGAAGCUGUUGAUCUCGAUGCUGCAGAGGCUAGUGAUUCGCGUUCCGUGGAAGAGAUGAUGAAGAAGAGGAGAAAGAAGAAGAAAAGAUUGUCUGAGAUGGAGAAAGAGUCAUCACCAAGUCAUGAUCAUCAUCAUCAGCUCGAGGUUGGUGUUGCUUCUGCUGCUGCUGCUGAGGUAAGUGGUGGUGGUGCACGUGAGAAGCACGUGUGUGUGACUUGCAACAAGUCGUUUGCUUCUUAUCAAGCUUUAGGAGGUCAUAGAGCGAGUCACAACAAGGUCAAGAUUUCGGAGAAUCAUCAAGCUAGGGCAAACGGUGAAGCUUUGUUACUUGGAACCGAAGCAAUGGUAACCGGUUUAGCUAGUGCUCAAGGACCAAGCACUUCUUUGAGCAUUAGCAGUAAGGGAGAUCAUGUUUGUAACAUUUGUCAGAAAAGUUUCGCAACAGGUCAAGCUCUUGGAGGUCACAAGAGAUGCCACUGGCCUGGACCAGCUUCUAAUGAGGCUGCAACCGCUCCUGCACCAGUUUCUAGUGAGUUUGCAACCGCCGCUUCAACCUCUCUAGUAGCAGGCUCUUCUAGUCAAGUAACAGAGACAGUGGAAGAGGUGAAGAAAUUGAAGAGAAAGUUUCUAGAGUUUGACUUGAAUGAGUUGCCACCUAACGAAGAGUAA